AUGAGCUGGAUGGACUCGUGGUCCCGGCCGUCCAAGUCCCAGGCAACGCCGGCGCCAUUCUACCUGCUGCCCAACGGCGACGCGACGUCUUACUGCCGCACGUGCGGGCGCGUCAUAUCAAGCCGCAAGGCCACGGCGGCAUCCAAGGCACCCAAGACGGCGGAGACAAAGACCGAGCCCAAGUACUGCUCCUCCCGCUGCCGCGGCCAGAAGCCAGGGCGCCUCGACAAAGAGAUCGAGCAGGCCUUUGUGCGGUUCCUGCAGGGCGAGGACGAGGUCGAGGGCAGCAAGGCCAAAAAGGUCAAGGGCGACACGCGCAUCCUCGUGGCGUGCGACGCGGUCGAGAGCAAGGUCUUUGGCGACAGGCAGGAUCCGAACAAGGUGUACGGCAGGAAGAAGAACCGCGCCUCGAGGGUCAUCGGGGGGAACGGCGCGUCGGACGAGGACGAGGCCAUCGACCUCGGCGAGCGAUCCCAACAACGCCCGGACGGCGACACAAACACCCGCAACGACAACGACAACGACAACGACCCCGGCGCCGAGGUUAUUGACGAGAUGCUCGGCCUCGACCGCAGCAAGUCGGCCGAACUCGACCCUCACGUGCAGGCGAGCCUCUCGGUGCGCAGCGGCACGCGCGUGAGGCCGCCGCAGACGAGGAGCCAGGUCAACGGCAGCGUCGGCGGCGAGAAGGGGCGCGCCGAGCGGGUCGAGGAGACGGACGAGAUGCGCGAGAAGAGGGCCGAGGGGCAGAGGAGGGCGCACGAGCGCGAGAUGGUGCGGUGUGCGGCGCGGCGCGGGGUCGUGUUCGGGUUCCUCGUGGACGGGAGGGACGAGAGGAGGAAGUGCGAGGCCGUGAUGCAGGGCAAGGUCGUCGAGCCGAGCUAUGCGAAGGGAGACUGGGCCGUGAGAUGGCGGGAGGACUGA
This is a messenger RNA of Colletotrichum higginsianum IMI 349063, 924 nucleotides long. RefSeq lists its product as uncharacterized. The transcript has a single exon. The record is from RefSeq and is a predicted model, not a curated record. Bases 1 to 924 code for a protein of 307 amino acids. Lineage: Eukaryota; Fungi; Ascomycota; Sordariomycetes; Glomerellales; Glomerellaceae.